Octopus sinensis (East Asian common octopus) is the source of this 1876-nucleotide messenger RNA. RefSeq names its product SRR1-like protein. The record is from RefSeq and is a predicted model, not a curated record. The transcript is spliced from 7 exons. Gene Ontology annotation, biological process: microtubule-based process. Gene Ontology annotation, cellular component: cytoplasm; nucleus. Lineage: Eukaryota; Metazoa; Mollusca; Cephalopoda; Octopoda; Octopodidae. The coding region runs from base 822 to 1862 and encodes 346 amino acids.
UCAUUUUUCUGAAAGUUAUGAGGAAACAAAUUCAUAGUGUAUAUUGAGUGGGGGACGCUUGUGUAGAUAUGCCCAAUGAACAAUGUUUAAGUCAGUAGAAGAUCACACACACACAAAUUACAAACUACAAACAAAAUAAAAAUAACGUUUGAAUUGGGUUGACGCAUCCAAAAUAAUUAUAACCAGGAAUAAGGAAUGCGGUGACGUAAGUUCCAUUGCGUUUCACCACUACCAUUCCAGUAGUUAUACCUUGUUCUGUCAGUUGUAAACAAAGUACGUUUCCUGAGGAUAUGAUUAACACAAACGUCAAUAAAUAUAUGAUUAAAAUCGCAUUCACAAAAUUCCGCUUAGUAAAUCACUUAAAACAGUGUAUAACUGAACGUCUGUGUUUAAAGAUAUGUUUUUGAAUUCAUAAUUUUAAGUUCUGAGAGAAAUGAUUUUUUUUUUUCUGUCACUGAAACGAUCGAGAUUCCAGUUCUCCAUUCCAGUAAUUUUAAGCAACCACAUUGUUUUCGAUGUAUCACCAACAUUUCACGUCAAUCCAUUCCAGAAGCUCCGUCGCUGAUUAAACAACGUUCUACAUCCACCUUGUUCUAUUUAUACACCACAUUCUUUGUGGCUAUGAACUAAUAUAUAUUAAAGAUCAUCUAUCACCAAAAUAGUCACGAUAUCACAACUAUAUAAAGGCACUUAUCAAACAAGUACUGACUUUGAAACACUCACGUGUUUAUGUGUAAUAUUGUUAAAAGGCAAUAAAUAAUAUAAACAAAAUGACUAUUUUCUGGUCGAGGUAACAGGUUCUGUUACUAGAUGUCUUCGGAAUGACCGAUGAUUUCCAACUAGUUGUUCGACCCAAAAGGCGCCAGAAAUUUCGCAAAGCUAAACAGUUCAAAGAUGGUAUUAUUAGCUUUGGAAGUUCCCUCACACCUGAGUCUCAGGAAUCGAAACAGUCUAUCCUACAAAAAUUACAAAAAUGCAGGAAUGAAAUAGAACUCUCGGACUUCUACACCAAAUUCCAAGAAAUUCUGGUGAAGAAGAUUUCUGAAUGUUUUCUGUCUUGUCAUUAUGAAGAGUUAAUGACUGCAACAGACUGUGGUGUUUCUAACGAGACUUUUGGAGAAAUUUCUCCUGAACACAAUACAAGUCUGGAAGAGACCUUCAAACAUCUGUUGAGUUUGCAAGAUGACACCUCAUCUCUUGGGCAUCAAGGCCUCCCAAAAGAUGAAUCUUCUUCCCAGUUAAAAAUGGAAGAAUGUAUAACACAAUUGGCUCAGCUUAAACUUGAACUUGUGGCUUAUGGUGUUGGACAUUUUGCCGAGUGUAAAAUCGCACAGUACCAGUUGGCAUUGAUGAUGGCUAUAUGUGACCAGUUUAAGCUGUCAUUGUAUCAAUGUUAUACAUAUGAUCCAGUUUGGUCAGACAUUGAGAAGUCUGUGAUACACAGCAUUGGUGUCUCUCUGGUCUCCAAAAAUGAAGAAGGGAAGAGAAGCUGUCUGUCCAACAAGCUAACUCUGUUUUUGAUGCCCCACUGUGGUACUGCAUUGUACAACAAUUUACUCUGGGCCAACUGGAACCCUUCACAGCUAAGAAAUCUAAUCAUUAUUGGUAACAGUUUCCAAAAUCUUGUUGACAGGCACUCUGAUAAAGAUCUACAAGAAAAAGCUGCAUAUAUUUAUAAAAUAUAUCCAGCCACUGAAGAGAUUGCUCUGUCUAAUACCUUUGUUUAUUCUGACAUCUUCAACGAUACAUCCAUACAUUGUUUCCCAAUGAAAAACUUGAAGAAACUUCCAGAAGAUUUGUGGCUAGACAGAUCAGAACCAAAUUAUAAUUUAUCAGAUAUUGAAAUUAUUGUAAAUAAAUGAAUAUUUUAUUAAAA